CUAACUAUUAUAAAGAAAAUAUAUAUAGAAUAAAGAAUAAUAAAAGUUUUCGAUUGUGUUCUUCGAUUUAGACUACAUAGUAGCUACAUAUUUAGCACAGAUUAAAAAACUUAAUUGUUUAAUGCGUACAUACUUUGAAAUUACAUGAUUUAUUUACGAUCUAAGGUGUAUGAUAAUAUUUUUACAAUAUUAUAAGUAGAUAACUCUACGAGUUUGGUUAUUACAGUGAAAAUAAACAUAAUAUCAAAGAUGUCUGGAAACAAGUGUCGUAGUUGUGGAUCUACAAAUAUUGAGACCGAUCCUGCACGUGGAGAUGAUUGUAUGGAAUGUGGUUUUGUAUUAGAGGAUUCAGUUAUUGUUAGUCAACCAACUUUUGAAGAAUCAUCGUCUGGUAAAGUAAUGCCUAAAUACUUCGUCCCUAAUGAUAGCACAGGUGGUGCUACAAAUUUUGGUGCACGUUAUUUCAAUGAAAAAGAGUCUAGAAAGAAUACUAUAGAAAAUGCAAGGAAAGGUAUAAUACAUCUUGGAAUGCAGCUAGGCUUAGACGAGAAUGAUAUCAAUAUGUCUGUAACAUUUUAUAAAAUGGCUUUAGAUCGUCGUUUAACACGUGGAAGAAAACAGGUGCAUAACCAGGCUGCCUGUGUUUAUAUUACUUGUCGACAUGGAACCAAUACACUUCUUCAUCCUAUUAUGCUUAUUGACAUCAGUGAUAUUCUACACAUUUGUGUUUAUGAACUUGGACGGACCUAUCUGCGGUUUACACAAGCCCUUGGUGUCAAUAUAGUCUUUGCAGAUCCUUGUUUAUACAUCGAGAAGUUUGCACAAAAACUUGAAUUUGGCGAUAAAACUGAUGCCGUAGGUAGGACAGCCACCAGAAUACUUCAAAGAAUGAACAAGGACAGUAUUCAUAUUGGUCGUAGACCAUCAGGUCUAUGUGGUGCAGCUUUACUGAUUGCUGCGCGAUUGCACGAAUUUAACAGAUCACCUACUGACAUUAUAAAAAUUGUCAAGGUACAUGAAUCUACUUUGCGUAAAAGAUUAAUGGAAUUUGGCGAUACACCAUCCAGUGCUUUGACUUUGGAUGAAUUUGAGACGGUAGACUUAGAAGAGGAAGAUCCUCCAGCAUUUAAAGCAGCACGUAAAAAGGAUAGAGAACGUUUACAAGGGUUACAAAACAUAGACGAAGAAAUAAGCGACUUGCAAGCAGAAAUUGAUAGACAAUUGGAAGAUUAUAGAGCAGGGAAAACAAAGAAACGCAAGAAGAAUGUAUCUUCUGCAGAGGAUCCUAUAGAGAAUGAAGACGCAGAUAGAUUUAUUCACGAAAGUAAUAUAGACAUAAUCCAACAAUAUGUUGAGAAUCAGGUUGAUGAUCCCGAUGAAAACUUUCGAGAUACGAUAGUAAAUGAGAGUAAUAGCUCACUUACUACAGGAUUAAGUCCAAAUAUAGCAUCAAUGAUAUUUCCGAAUAAUCGUCCAAAUGAACCGAAAGAACAAGAUAACUUGGAAAAUUUUUCCGAGGAAAUUUAUACGAACGACAUCGAUGAUGAGGAAUUAGACAGUUAUAUUCUCUCGGAAAAAGAAUCACAAUCUAAAUCUGCUCUCUGGAAUAAGGUCAACGCCGACUAUCUUGUUCAACAAAAGGAAAAAGAAGAAAAGCGUUUGAAAGACAAGGAAGAAGGUAAAACUGAAAAAAAAAGAAAGACAGUUUCCAGAAAGAACAAAACGCCUGCAAAUUCUGCUGGCGAAGCAAUUGAGAAAAUGCUGCAAGAAAAGAAAAUAUCCUCCAAGAUUAAUUAUGAAGUGUUGAAAAGUAUAAAUAAUCAGCAACAAAACAAUCAAGAGUUAUUUACAAUGAAUAUGUCAGAAUUAGACGACGCAACAUUUAACAAGCCAAUACCAAUCAAUUCUACGUCGAAAACUGCGGAGCUUCCGCUAUCGAAAAAAUAUCGCUCUAUUAAACCAAAUACUGAACAACCGAAGAAGAUAUAUAAAAUAGCAAAGAAAGAAAAUGAAGAAUUCAAAAAAGAAGAAAUUAAUUCAGUUGAAGUUACAGCAGACACGUCCGAAAACGCUUACGAUAAUGAUGAUUACUUUGAUGAAGAAGAACCUGAUCCUACUGAAAUAUCACUUGGACAAAUACUUGAAUCUCACGCAUCUGAAGAUGAAUUUUGUAAUAGCUAUGAAUACGAAUAGAAAUCUAAAUGUAUGUAUACUAUAUAUUUUUAAUUUAAUUUAUUUAAGUAGUCAAAUAUCCUAUUCUCAACACAUCUAUUUCAUAUGCUAUUGUAAACAUUUUUAACUUUUCUUAAUAUUUCCUUAAAACUU
Messenger RNA from Nylanderia fulva, 2325 nucleotides. RefSeq names its product Brf RNA polymerase III subunit (gene Brf). Gene Ontology annotation, cellular component: transcription factor TFIIIB complex; transcription preinitiation complex; nucleus. Gene Ontology annotation, biological process: transcription preinitiation complex assembly; DNA-templated transcription initiation; transcription by RNA polymerase III. The record is from RefSeq and is a predicted model, not a curated record. Lineage: Eukaryota; Metazoa; Arthropoda; Insecta; Hymenoptera; Formicidae. Gene Ontology annotation, molecular function: RNA polymerase III general transcription initiation factor activity; RNA polymerase III type 3 promoter sequence-specific DNA binding; TBP-class protein binding.